Messenger RNA from Linum tenue, 1974 nucleotides. NCBI's taxonomy places the organism in Eukaryota, Viridiplantae, Streptophyta, Magnoliopsida, Malpighiales, Linaceae. The record is from the annotation of a GenBank genome assembly.
AUGGUAACUGCAGCCCUUCUUUUGUCCUGUUUCCCCUUCCUCUUCUCUUCCCUUGUAAUAGCAAUCCUUCCUCAAACAUCUCCCAAUCUCAAGACCUGCAAUUCUUCUUCUUCUUCAUGUGAGACAUUUGCUGUUCUUCACACAAAUCCAUUCUUCUCUUCUCUCUCGAACUUAACCCUCUUCCUCAAUCUCAACCGUGUCGCCAUUUCCGAAGCGAAUGAGCUCCCUCCCAAAACAGAGUAUUUCAAAAAGGACCAGUCUUUGCUCAUCCCAUUGACCUGCAAGUGCUCUAAAGGCGGUUUCGAAGCUGAACUCGUGAAAACGACGGUCAAAGGCGACAGCUUUUCCUCCAUUGCUGGUUCUCUAGAAGGACUGACGAACAUUGAUGGAAUCAGGGCGAGGAACCCAAAUGUGGGGCCAUGGAAUCUCGGCGAGAAAGCUCGGAUCUUGAUCUCGUUGAGAUGCGGUUGCCCUGAAGCGCCAUUGGAUAAAGCUCGAAUCUUUCUCACUUACCCUGUUCUUCCAGGUGAUUCCAUCUCCACCCUUUCGAUAAAAUUCAACGCUUCCCCUGAUUCUAUAGUCUCUGCGAAUCCCCAGUUGCAGGCGAAACUCCAGCCGUUCACCUCCGUUCUGAUCCCGGUCACCGGGAAACCUCACAUUCUCUUCUCCAAUUUCCGGCUCCGUCGAAAGAAAAUGCGGCGGAAGGUGGGAAUGUACGUGGCCGUGAUAUGCGGUGUGAUUCUCGGGUGCAUCGCAAUUGCAGGGGGAGUCUUCGUGGCGUUGAUGCAGCUCAAGAAGAGGGAAGCCCAGAAACAGGGGAGCCAGCUAGGGAAAAAACAGAGAUCGAAGGAUGCUGACGUGGAGCUCCAGCAGCUGAGCUUGAGCGUCCGCACGACGAGCGACAAGAAAGUAUCGUUCGAGAGCUCGCAGCCCGACACCGUGGAGCUUAAUCAUCACCAUAGCCAGAUCGUCGAGGCCACUACGCCGCGGCAAAAGAGGACGAUUUUGGAGAGCUACACGGUGGAGGAAAUACAGAGGGCUACAGAGGAUUUCGAUUCGGGGAAUCACAUCCAAGGGAGCGUCUACCACGGCCGGCUCAACGGCAAGAACAUGGCGAUCAAACGGUUGAAAUCGGAACACGUGUCGAAGAUCGAGUUCGGGAUAUUGAGCAAUCCAACUCACCAUCAUCCUAAGAUCCUCAAGGUCUUGGGGACUUGUUUGAGUGAAGAAGGGUCGGAUUGGUCGUACCUAGUGUUCGAGUAUGCCAAAAAUGGGUCCUUGAAAGAUUGGCUCCAUGGAGGGUUGGCCAUGAAAAAUCAGUUCAUCGCGUCGUGUUACUGUUUUUUGACGUGGGAUCAGAGGCUCAAGAUAAGUUUAGAUGUGGCCGUUGGGUUACAAUACAUGCAUCACAUCAUGAGCCCUUGUUAUGUCCAUAUGAAGUUAAGGAGCAGGAACAUUUUUCUCGAUGAGGAGUUCAACGCGAAGAUAGGAAAUUUUGCCAUGGCGAAACUCGUUGAAGAAGAUGAUAAGAUCGAUAACGAUUAUCUGGCUCCUGAGUACGUGAAGCAAGGUAUGAUCUCUCCGAGUAUUGACAUUUUCGCAUACGGUGUUAUUUUGCUUGAGGUUUUAUCGGGCAAAACGGCGAUAGCAAGAGGAGAUGGAAAGGGGGAAGGGCAUGUGAAGCUUUGUGAGAGCGUAAAGAGAGUAUUGACUUCGGAGAAUGAUGUUGAGUUCAAGGAAUGGAUCGAUGGCGUGUUGGGUGAUAGCUACCCUUUCGAUGGGGCUCUAGCAUUGGCCAAUCUGGCGAAAACAUGUGUCGACGAAGACUCGAAUUUGCGACCAAGUGCGGGAGAUAUAGUCGAGAAGCUCUCUGCAUUGGUCGAGGAAUCGAGCACGGGAGAAGGAGGGGAGAGCAGCAAUGUGUUGUUUAGUGAGAGCUCUAGUAAGCCUCUAGUGAAAGCUGCCGCAACAUAA